CUAUUUGGCCAGUAGUUUUAGAUGGAGCAACAUCAAAAUAAUCUACAAAUAACUUUUGUUAUCUAUAUACUAAUUCUAGUUAAUCUAAAACUGUAAAGAUUCAAGUAGAUAUUUCCAAAUUAAUAUCAUGGGAAAUUCCUAUCUUAUUCUACUUAAUAUAUAGCUUAACAGUCCUUUAUAAUAUAAAGAAAUUGUAAACUAUUCCAUAAAUUAAUGAAUUCUAGUUAUAAACAAAAUAAUGAUGAAAUUAUUUUUGUUGAAGUUAAAAAAAUAGUUAAAAGGUUGUUAUCAUAUCCAAUUAUUACAAUCUUAAGUACUAUUCUAUUUACUAUUAUGGAUAUAGAGACAUUUUUUAAUGUGAAUGUAAAAUUAAUCUAAUAAUAAGAUAGGAAGCAUUUAAAGUACAAUAAGUUGGACCAUGUUAUCAUUAUGGGAAUUCUUUAACUUUUUUGCUUAUAUCUCCUAGAGUAGUGUCUAAGAAGAACUUUUUAGAAGAAAUUCUAAAGAAUAAGAAUGUAUUUGUUUUAAACAACAUUAGUUUAGUAAAUCCAUUAAUUCAAUAAUAAGAUCCUGA
Messenger RNA from Paramecium sonneborni, 574 nucleotides. The record is from the annotation of a GenBank genome assembly. Lineage: Eukaryota; Ciliophora; Oligohymenophorea; Peniculida; Parameciidae.